Osmia bicornis bicornis is the source of this 2795-nucleotide messenger RNA. RefSeq names its product protein rhomboid (gene stet). Gene Ontology annotation, cellular component: membrane. The record is from RefSeq and is a predicted model, not a curated record. NCBI's taxonomy places the organism in Eukaryota, Metazoa, Arthropoda, Insecta, Hymenoptera, Megachilidae. Bases 143 to 1396 code for a protein of 417 amino acids. The transcript is spliced from 10 exons. Gene Ontology annotation, molecular function: serine-type endopeptidase activity.
AAUCGUCGACGGUGAAAGGGAAAUGCAGACAACUGGAUACAUCUGCGCCAUCUGAAACAAACUAACAAAUUUAAAUACCGGAAACGGACGAAAGAGGGUGGAAUGAGGAGAUUCAUCCGGUGACCUCGUGCCACGCGUGGUAAUGCUACUGGCAAGUGGUGCUUCAAUACCGACCAUCGCCGGUACCGUUGAGGAGGAGGAAGAAUAUGCACGUAGCGAGGCGAACAGCGCACACUACGAUGGCUAUAUUACCGAUCAUACUGAUCUUGCUUCCGAAAUCGACAUCGAUGAAUCCGAAUACAGGCGGGAACUUCUCAACGACAAAUGGCGGAUGCUGUUUGACAAGUUUGAUCCCGAGGGUUUUGGCGAGAUACCGAUGGAGGAUUUUUUGGUGGCUUUGAAAAGUCCCGAAUGGAAAACCGAAAUACCAGCGAAUAAACGGGAUAUUCUUCUUACCAGAGCAAAGGAAUCGCGUGUCCAGGCGGUGACGUUCCAGGAUUUCGUCAAUGUGAUGAGCGGAAAACGAACUAGAAGCUUCAAAUGCGCGGUUCACCAUCGUGACCGUGAGGUUUGCUCGGAAAACGAUUUUCAUCUACUCGUACACGAGCCUCCUCUAUUCCGCAGGAUGGUCCGCAUGAUCGGCGAUGAAUUCCUUACGGAGGAAAGGGACCGGAAAUACUACGCUGAUCAUUACACCUGUUGUCCACCGCCUCUCUUUAUCAUCCUCAUCACCCUCGUGGAGCUGGGUUUCUUCACAUAUUACACAGUGGCGAUGGGAGAAGUGAAUCCUUCUGGGCCAGUACCAAUCGACAGUGUCUUCAUUUAUAGACCAGACAAACGUCUCGAGCUCUGGAGGUUCGCGUUCUACAUGUUCCUUCAUGCUGGGUGGCUUCACCUGCUAUUUAACCUAGGAGUACAGGUGGUCGUGGGACUUCCCCUGGAAAUGGUUCAUGGAAGUCUGAGGAUUGCAGCGGUUUAUAUGGCUGGAGUUCUUGCUGGUUCUUUGGGUACUUCGGUGUUCGACACAGAUGUAUAUCUCGUUGGGGCUAGUGGUGGCGUUUAUGCACUUCUCGCUGCUCAUCUGGCUAACGUCCUCCUCAACUAUAACAACAUGGAGUUCGGCAUAGUUCGAUUAAUCGGCAUCUUUGUCAUCGCGAGCGCCGACGUAGGGUUCGCGAUCUACGACAGAUACGCUGCCGAACAAAUGGGUCCUCCAGUAUCAUACGUGGCACACCUGACCGGUGCGUUGGCGGGCUUGACGAUCGGGCUCCUGGUGUUGAAGAACUUCGAGCAACGACUCCACGAGCAAUUGCUCUGGUGGGUGGCACUCGGCGUGUAUGCAGCCUGCACGAUCUUCGCGGUUAUGUACAAUCUCAUGCAUCCGGAUUAUCCAUGACGCGAGGUCAGCUUCGCGUACGGUCAACCGCGAAACACGUAACGCGAAGCUGAAUAACAACGAACAAAGGAGAAAACUGUAAAUGAGCGAAGAAGAGUGAGCGAAGAACGAGUCAGAUGAUGAAUAGACGAAGAUCGUCGAGGUCACAAACCCGGUGAAGAUUCGGUGAAUAAAUGGAAAACGUUGUUUGGUACGAAUAUAUUUAAUUCGCCUACGAAUGGAUCCUGAAGAAAAGAGAAGCUUUAUUUAGAAACGCGAAGAAAGGAAGCCUCCGCAUCGUCGAUACGAUCGGUUGUACAGGCAACUGAUGGAUAGUCCUGAAAAGAAAGAGAACUAAAUGGAAAGAAAUAGUGAAAUAUUUUUGACAAGUGAAUGUUAUUUGUGCGGUCACCCCUUUUGCCACGGUAUCUCAUCGAGCGAAGAAAAUUACAAACGGGAUGCAAAAGAUAAUAAUUGAUAAGAUUUUUUUCUACGAUCUAUAGCGGCUCACGGGACGGUUUAAAAUGCUUUUUUAUGGACUUAAGAUGAUUUAGAAUGCGAAUUAAUUAUGAAAAUUAAAUCAGUUACGAUGAAAAAGGAAAAGGGGAAAGAAUUUUUCAAAUGAUUACAAACUAACCGUACAAAAGAUAAUAUUAUUCUCUGAAAUGUUAUUAGCACUAAAAGAUAAGGAAGAAUUAAUAUUUGAAGCAAAGUGAAAAAGCAUGAGCGAUGGAAAAUGAAAGAAGACAAUCCGAUUACAGAAAUAUUAGACAGAAAAUGUUCCUAGAGGCCAAGAAGAUAAACUAGAAAAUGUAAUAGCCCUUGAUUCGGAUCGAAGAAAAAGAAAAGCGCCAGAAAUGGGAAUACAAAGAGAAACAGAAUAAUCGAGAUAAGGAAUGAAGCUGGAAAAAGAACCGUGAAAGGAAAUUAGAUCGUUUAUUCGUAAAGAAACUUCAUUGAAGUAUCGCCUUUCCUCGUUGGAAUAACUGCGCAAAAUCGAUUCGCAGAAACAAACGGAAAUUUCAGCGUCAGAUUUACAGCUAGAAAAACAAAUAAACAAAAUCGAAAAUUCGAUCAUCCGAGUGAAGAGAAGCGUUUAAAAAUUGAAAAAUCGAUCCCUUCUUUUCGAGCGCUCAUUUCUCCACUUUCCCAGUGAAAAGAAAAAAACCAAAGAAUCAAAAUACCUCAGGGAAUCCGUUUUCGGAAUCCACUAACGUUCAAAGCAAAAGUCAUCCGCGAAACGCUCCGUCGAGCAGGAAGUAGGAGCGGAGGAGAGCGAUGACUUGGUCUCUGCUGGACGAGAGGAAGAGCAAGAGGCCAGGACCCUUCUUUCGGCGCAUUUUCUCGUUUAUCGGCCGCUCCGAGGCACGAAGAAACCAAAGAAUCCUACCGAACGUCUUCACCUUUGUCCUCUUCGAUU